CACUUUGUUAAAUAAUCAAAUAUCCCUACGCUCGUUUUAUACAGGUGGUGGUGUUUCUUGAGAUGAAUAUUAACUGAGGCAUGCCAGUCCACACCGUGAAAAAUGCAUCUGACUUGGAUACUAGAGUCCUUCCAAGCCUCCAGCGGAUCUUAUUACCAAACCUAAAUCUCAUGUCUGAUGCUGUACACAGCAGUGUAAAGGGUAAAGUGGUUCAGAAAGGCCCUGUGGUAUCUUGCAGACAGGGAGACUACCUGCUUAAGGCUGUUAUACAAGAAGAAGACCUCCAGCAGAGUUCAGUAUCACAACAGGCAUCAAUCAAUGUCUUUUUUUUUGGCACAAUGGCCAAAGACUUCUCGCUGUCUGUCAGUCAAGGGGACAUUGUCUUAUUGGCUGGCUUCAUCAUCAGUAAGUCACCUACAGAACAAACCGACAGACUGCAUCCCUGUCACUUGGAGAUGAGUGGCCCUGAUGCCUGUGUGUAUGUGUGCACCUCUGCUGUUUCACCCUCCAGAGAGCUUUCUGCUGUCAGCUCUGAGCCCAGGUACACCUAUGUUCCUUUAAAUGAACUGAAACCCAGGAGAAUAGUGAACGUCUAUGGUGUGGUGAUCUUCUUCAAGCAGCCUUUUCCCACCAAAGGCACAGAUUACUGUUCCACGCUGAAGAUCACAGACCAGUCUAAUGCUAAAGUCGGCUGCACUAUUUUUAGUGAAAGGCUCGAGGAUCAUCCCAAAAUCUUCACAAUUGGAGAUAUCAUUCGUCUCCAUAGAGUCAAGGCUCAAGUGUUCAAUGAAUCCAUGACUCUUCUGACCAGUCUGGGUUGGUCUGCUGUCACCUUUGAUGGGGCGAUCGGCAGCCCUGUUGAGCCCCGUGCAUCAAGCAGGACUUUCCACUUUGGUGAAGCCGACAAACGUACAGUGGAGACACUGCGCCAGUGGGCGGCCAGCCAGCCACUGCUGACCAGUGAGCCUACUGUCCCUCUGUCUUCAGUACAGCCUAGGAUGUACUUUGAUCUGAGCUGCCAGCUGCUGGCGAAGGCCUGCAUAGACAGUAGAUGCAUGCUUCUGAAGGUGUGGGAUGGGACAAAGUGUGGGUACCCUUUACUCGAUGUGGCUGUGGCUACUGACACCUGGGAGGGACAGUCCACCACCUCAAAAGACAGAGAGGACAUGACUGCCAACAUUCUAGUCUAUGACAACCAUGUGGAAGUAGCAAAAACUUUGAAGCCUGGCACGUUCCUGCGCCUUUACAACCUGCAUGCUGUUCCUCAGAGAGAUUCUGAGCAGCCCCCUGAUGUGCCCAGCCGCCUCAGCUUCCACCUGCACGGCGGCACAUCAUUUGGCCGCGGCUUGCGGGUCCUCCCGUCACACAGCCCUGAUCUCCAGCCCCUUAAGAGACUGUUGGAGAGCCAUGCAGAUAGAGCAGUUGAGAAAGAGGUGAAUGAUGACACACUGCUAGAGGUUUGGUAUACUCCACCUGAGUCUGUGGGUGCAGCGAUCACUGAGGAAUUUUAUACAGUUCAGACAUGCAGGCACACACUGCAGCAGGUAUCCCUUGCCCAUGUGAAGCGAUCCACUCCACCUGUGGUUUGUCACGUUCGUGCCCAAGUGCGGUCCUACAAGCCACGGAAACUAUACCAGUGCCUCAAACUUUUCUGCCCGCAAUGCAAAUCAAUAGAAGAGGUCCCUGAUGAUGGGACCAUAGCUCAGGUGUUCCAGGAGGCUCUGAGAAACAGCCUGCCCUGCAGUGAACACUGGGCGGUCACCUCGUCAAUGGAUGCCCCCGGGGCAGGCAGAGUCAUCACCAUGCAUGUGGCCUCUGACAUGGUGCUGGACAACACUCACUCUCAGCUGCUCUUUCUCGAGAGUCUAACCCUGGAUGAGAUGUGUGUGAUAUCAGGCAUGCAUAAGAACAUUGUCCCAGUGCAGUCAGAGAACAGGAGAAUGAAACUGCUUGAUUUCUCUGCUCCAUUCCUCUUCUGUGGAGACAAGAGAUAUUACGGGUGCAAACGAUGCUCUCGGUCCACUUUCGUGGAGCCUGUGGUUUCUGGAGGAGAAAUGUGGGAUGAGCAUGAUGUGGCCAAAGCUCUUGGUGUGCAGCUCAUGCAGUACACUCUGCUAAUACAGUUUGAGCUCCAGGAUGGGACCAGCACUCUGGAUGCCCUGCUUUGGGAGGAUGCUGAGCAGUUCUUCCAUGUCUCUUCUGCUGAGACCUCAGCCAAUCAGGAUUUACAGGACAAGGUUCAGCUCAUCAUGGACAGGCUCCACCCACCAGGAAGCAUCACUGCGAAACGCCCUUGGCUAGAACUCUGCCUUAGUGCCUAUAGUGUAAAGGACAAUGGCAGGAAUCGAGUUUGCUACCAGAUCACUAACACAGAAACCAGAGGAAAUUUCUUCACUGCCCAUUAAGUUCAUGGAAUUUCACCUUCUUAAUCAGGAAUGCUAGUGGAAAGGCCUCCAAUGACAUGUCUGAAAAGACUACAGAGACUGAAAGGACUUCAGUGUGAACAAUGACAAACUGGCAAAUGAAGGUUAAGCUCUCGAAGGUAGAAACAAGAACGGUGCAAAUGUGAAUAGCUUCCUUUUAACAUGGUGUUUAUCUGUAAAAAAUAUAUAUAUAUAUAUUUUA
Electrophorus electricus (electric eel) is the source of this 2625-nucleotide messenger RNA. The record is from RefSeq and is a predicted model, not a curated record. Lineage: Eukaryota; Metazoa; Chordata; Actinopteri; Gymnotiformes; Gymnotidae.